Molecule: messenger RNA, 5380 nt
Organism: Mauremys reevesii (Reeves's turtle)
Lineage: Eukaryota; Metazoa; Chordata; Testudines; Geoemydidae
Gene: WLS
Product: Wnt ligand secretion mediator
Exons: 12
Coding region: 159-1784 (541 amino acids)
Biological process (GO): Wnt signaling pathway; intracellular protein transport; Wnt protein secretion
Cellular component (GO): endomembrane system; organelle membrane
Molecular function (GO): Wnt-protein binding
Source: RefSeq, a predicted model, not a curated record
CGAGUACCGGCCACAAUCACAGCUCUCAGCAGAGGGGGAGCCAGAUCUGGGUGUGCCUGGGCAAUCUGUGCUGAGUCUGUCUCCUUUCCAUCCCUGCAGCACUUUCAGAGCUUUAAGUUUUGCAGCGAGAGAGAAGGGGGGUGGAAAUCUCUGCAAAAAUGGCUGGGGCAAUUAUAGAAAACAUGAGCACUAAAAAGCUGUGCAUUGUUGGAGGGAUCUUGCUGAUUUUCCAAGUCAUCGCCUUUCUAGUGGGAGGUCUGAUUGCUCCAAGUCCCACUACAGCUAUGCACUACAUGUCAAUAAAAUGUGUAGAUGUACGGAAAAACCACCACAAAACCAAGUGGCUAAUGCCUUGGGGACCCAACCAGUGUGAGAAGAUCCAAGAUCUUGACGAGGCAAUGAGCAGACAAAUAGAAGCCAAUGACAUUGUGUUUGCUGUUCACAUCCCCCUCCCCAGCAAGGAGAUGAGUCCCUGGUUCCAGUUCAUACUUGUUAUCCUACAGCUGGACAUUGCAUUCAAGAAAAAUAAUGAGAUAAAAGACAAUGCAGAAGUUACGCUUGAUGUGUCCUUGGCCUAUCGUGAUGACAUGUUCAGUGAAUGGAAAGAAAUGGCACAUGCGAUAGAGACCCGAAAGCUAAAAUGUUCUUUUGCCUCUCCAAAAACCACAGAGCAUGAAGGCCGACACUAUGACUGUGAUGCACUCACUUUCAUGGAAAUUGGAACUGUGGCUCACAAAUUCUACCUCCUCAACAUUCGACUCCCUGUGAAUGAAAGGAAACAAAUUAAUGUGGGAAUUGGGGAAAUAAAGGAUGUUCGCCUGGUGAGUAUCCAUCAAAAUGGAGGCUUUACAAAAGUGUGGUUUGCAAUGAAAACCUUCCUCACGCCCAGCAUCUUCAUCAUCAUGGUUUGGUAUUGGAGACGGAUCACGAUGAUGACACGCGCUCCUGUCCUGCUGGAAAAGGUAAUCUUUGCUCUUGGGAUCUCCAUGACGUUCAUAAAUAUCCCAGUAGAGUGGUUUUCCAUUGGAUUUGACUGGACUUGGAUGUUGCUCUUUGGAGAUAUUCGACAAGGACUCUUCUAUGCCAUGCUCCUGUCAUUUUGGAUAAUCUUUUGUGGCGAGCACAUGAUGGAUCAAAAUGAACGAAAUCGUCUUUCUGGGUACUGGAAACAGGUUGGGCCCAUAGCUGUUGGUGCCUUCUGCCUUUUCAUCUUUGACAUGUGUGAGAGAGGGGUACAACUGAAAAAUCCAUUCUACAGUAUCUGGACCACAGAUGUUGGCACGGAGCUGGCUAUGGCAUUUAUUAUAGUGGCAGGAAUCUGCCUUUGCCUCUACUUCCUGUUUUUGUGUUUCAUGGUGUUUCAAGUGUUCAGAAACAUUAGUGGGAAACAAUCCAGCCUCCCAGCAAUGAGCAAGGCUCGCAGGCUUCAUUAUGAGGGGCUGAUUUUUAGGUUCAAGUUCUUGAUGCUCAUCACUCUGGCCUGUGCAGCAAUGACUAUCAUCUUCUUCAUUGUCAGUCAGGUGACUGAAGGCCAUUGGAAGUGGGGGGACUUCACAGUACAGGGGAACAGUGCCUUCUUCACAGGCAUCUAUGGGAUGUGGAACCUCUACGUCUUCGCUCUUAUGUUCCUAUAUGCUCCAUCGCACAAGAAUUAUGGUGAAGAUCAAUCAAAUGGUGACCUGGGAGUAAGUAGUGGGGAGGAGCUUCAGCUCACCACCACCAUCACCCAUGUGGAUGGGCCAACUGAGGUUUACAAGCUGGCUCGCAAGGAGGCUCAGGAGUAACUCCUGGAACACCUCACUUGGGACAAACACAAUGAAGUACAAUACACAGAUUGAGACAACGUCCUCCUUGAGGAGACAUCAGAAGUUACUCCCUCUACAAAUGCCCAGUAUUUAUAGUGUGUUCACUGAGCGGUGGAACUAAAAUAGAACCUUUGUAAACUCUCUUUAAUAUGGUGUCGCUAUCUCUGGGGGAGGGCAGGAUAUGUAUUCUAUAUUUUACAGACAUGCUAAAUGAACACUAAGGAUGCAAAGUGAAAUGUUCAAGAGUUAAGCCAGGAUUAAUGUUGCCUGCGGAACCUUAAUUUUGGCUCCUUGUGUGUAUGCAGAAUGGUAGUCUUUAAUUACUGGGGUUUUUACACAGGACUCCUGCCUCAUUCAAUGCACAAAGUAAACAGUGCUCGCUUAAGAGGAGGUAUUUAGUAUUUUGGUUUUUCUUGUGUGUAAUUUCCUCAUAAACACACAGAAAAUGCAAAACUAUAUUCUGUAUCUAACCAUAUUGACACCCUCCCCACCCCCAGUUGGGUCACUGGCAGGGUUCAAACCUUUAGAUCUGGAGCACAGACCUCUGCCACUUAGGCUAACAGUAUCUGGUAGCAGUAGUAGGCUGUUACCUGUGUGUGGACUAGGCACCAAAGAGGGAAGAGAGAUGCACCAAAGAGGGAAGAGAGAUGCACACUUUACUAGUGGAUUUCACAGCUAUUUGCUGACAGAGGAAUGUAGAAACUCUGAACUCCCUGGAUUCUUUUCCAAGUCCUGGAGGGGAGUAUAGUCUAGUGGGUUAUAAACCGUUCUGCCCUUGUCCCCCAACUUCUCUGUAUCCUCCUAUCUGCCCCACUCCCAUUGGGCAGUGCGUCCAUAUCGUGAUGCCCACUUUUCCCAACCUAGCACUAAAAAUUUCCCAGAUCAUUUUUUACAGUGCUUCUAUAUCCUGGGAAAUUUCCCCAAACCUGGGAAUUUGUGAGUAAAAUGUUUCAACUUGCGAAAUUUUGGAAUUUUCAUUCAAGACAUUUUACUCAAAUUCCCAGAUUGUGGGAAAUUUCCCAGGAUAUAGAAGCACUGCCAUUGGGCUCCUGAACCCCUUCUCUCCCCUCCUUUCUCCAUUUCUCUGCAUUCUAGUGAUGGCUCCUUCUCAUCCAUGAUGCCUGGGUGUCAGGAGAGGGAGCAUUGAGGACACAGGAGAGACUCUCUCUCUCUCUCUCUCUCUCUGUUCCUGUGCUCAGUGCCACAGCAUCCUGCAGCAGCUAGGAGGAGCAGUUGCAGGGCAACUCCUGCUCAGAGGCUGCAGCACUAGCAUGGAGCAUACUCGGAGAUGGAAUGUCUGGAGAACUUAGCUGCCAAAUCUGCACUGAGCAUGUGAGAACCAAUAUUUUUCAGUGUCUCAUAACUUGGCCAAACUUCCUGACCAGUUCUUAGACUCUUUGGGGAGUUUAGCUCUGGCAAUGUCCUGCAGACGACUGCACAGUUGAGCAGGACUUUCCCUGCAAUUGCUGCUCUUGGCCGCUGCAGGAUGCUGUAGUGCUGCACACGGUAUUAAGUCCUGUGCGCUCCCUGCUAAUACCCAGGCAGUGUGAAGGAGGAAACAGCCUGAUUUCAAAUGCAGAGGGGAUGAUCCAGACCUGGAGGGAGAGGGAGUGGACUAGGAUUCAUGUGGAUUGGGGGUGUAGCCGAGAGAGACUGUGACUAGCAGGGCAGGGAGAUGAGGAGGAGGAGGAGCUAGAGCUGUAGUGAGGGAGAGAGGAAAACUAAGGCAGGCAUGGGUUGGAGGGGACUGGGGCAAAAGGGGAGAGGCUGAGAGAGAUGGGCAGAAUUGUCUGUGCCCGCUAGAGUGCAUACUAUGCCAGAACCUGGAAUGGAUUCCUGAGUGUCUCAUUCCUGCUGUCAGCAAAUAUCUUUUGAAACUCCUGGCAAAGUUUGUGUCUCAUCCCCCUCUAGAGCUUGGUCCAUGCAGAGGAUGAGUCUACUGCUAUGGGUUGCUCAAGUAAUAGAGGUUUGUGCUGUGAAUCUUAAGGUUCCAAAUCUGCUGAUGGCUCAUGCAUAAGGCUGUUUUUGUCACUGAGGUCAUGAAGUCACAGAAUCCGUGACUUCUGGAGGCCUCUGACAUUCUCUGCUUCAGCCCCAGGGGCUGCAGGACUCUGGAGCUGACAGCCAGUGGGGCCCUGGCAGGGUUCCAGUGACAGGCCCCCUGGAAGGUUCCAGCAACAGGUGAUAGACUCCUGAUGGGGGACAGUCUUGCAUGGGGAGAGGGGGAUGCCUUGGGCUAGUGGCUGGGGUGUCCCAUUUUCUCUCUAGGAAAUAUGGUCACCCUGCAGCACCCAGCUGCCAUGGGCAGAGGGGGGCACAGUCAUUUUUCAGUUGGCCUUUUUUUUUUUUUUUUUAAGCCUGGGAAAUCACUCACACUCACACUCACAGACAGACAGACACAGUAGUGCUAAGGUUGCAAAGUCAAGCAUUCAGAAGUUAGGAAAUGCCAGUAUUAAGCUUGCCUGUGUAACCUUAAUAUGACCCUCUUCUGCAUACACAUUAUGAUGUAGUUUUUAAUUAAUGAUCUCACACUAUUUCCUGCUCCCAUAGGCCUCCCUCUGCCUUAUUCAGUGCGGAGGAUGGACCUGCUGUGGGGAUAAAUCAGGGAUGUGUAGUGAAGGACACUACUGGCUGUAGCAUCCCCAUCACUAAAUGUACGUGUUCCAGUUUCUGGCUGCUCACCUGGAGGUGCCUAGGACCAAAUUUGCAGAAGUGCUAAGCGCUCCAACUGAAGUCAAGUGUUGCUGCACUUGGAGCAUAGGCUAUGAAAAUGCUAAAUCUCCUAAAAACAAGGCUCUGGGCUUCUCAAAUUCACUACCAAAAAUUAAUGGACACUUGGACAAUUUUGGCCAUAAUUUCUGUGCCUCGGUUCCCCAUCUGUAAAUGCGUAAAUGCCACCUCUGUGGGGAGGGGGGUAUGAAGAUCCCAUGUAUUCAUGUUUGAAGCACUCUGAGAGCAUUAGGAGGAAAUUAUUAAUUUUUGUAUCCAGUGCAGUUUGGAUGGGCUUUGUCAAAAAAAAAAGCCUGGAUCCACAUUGAGGAGAAUAAAAGAAGAUAUUGAAUAAAUAUAUGCUCACACAAUGAGGCUGGGGUCCUCUGGAGGAAAAAUAUACAUAAGCAUAUAAUUAAAGAUGGUAACAUAACACAUUCCCAAGGGGGCAGAAUUCAGUUGCCCUUCCAAUCUCAAUUCUGUCAUUUCACAACUUCUGAGAGCUUGACUCUGCAACCUUAAUGUUACUUUAACUUUAGGUUUUUUUAUGUAAUAUCUAUGUACCUAGAAUAAAUUCAUCCUGACUUUUUUUUAUAGCAUAGUGUAACAGUGCAUGUUGUAAAGAUUGAUUUACGAAAGAGUCAUUGCAGCUUUAAAACCAAAUCUCGUGUGUCCAACACUAACAAGUCUGUUAUGGUGUAGAUAUCUUUUUAUAUUUGCUAAACUACUAAGUGCCACUUGCGUACCAGAAACAGCCCCUGGAUCUUAUUAAAUUGUUUGUUUGUAUGUUCACUUUUUACAAAAUGCUUUAAACAACCUGGAAAAAAUGUAGUUUUGUUAAUUUAAAUAAAAUAUACAAUAUUGUG